AUGUCCUCCAUUCACCAACCUCCGAGCCCUCCCGUUCUCUACUCGUUUGAGUCCCAGAAUGAGCUGAGCGAGAAGCUCGCUGCCUUCAUCGCUAAAGCACAGAAAGAAGCUGUCGAUAAGAAGGGCAGGUUCACUGUUGCUCUCUCAGGCGGCUCCCUGCCGAAACAGCUUUAUAAGCUCAUUGAUAACCCAGCUGUAAAAUGGGACAAAUGGCAGGUCUUUUUCGCCGAUGAGCGCUGCGUUCCGUUGGAUCACGAAGACUCGAACUACAAUCUUUGCCAGAAAGAGCUAUUCAGCAAGGUCCCCAUACCAAAAAAAAACAUUCACCCCAUCGAUGUCUCCCUCUUGGACGACCUCGAGGAGCUCGCAGACGCGUACGAGAAAGCGCUUAUUACCGAGUUUGCUCAAAAAGACUCUGCUCGUUUUCCCGUCUUCGACCUCAUCCUCCUCGGCAUCGGUCCAGACGGACACACCUGCUCCCUCUUCCCGGAACAUCCUCUGUUGACGGAAGAGGACAGGUGGGUUGCGUACAUCGAGGACUCACCAAAGCCUCCUCCAAAACGCAUCACUUUGACAUUCCCGGUUCUUAACCAUGCUCUACGCGUUGCAUUUGUUGCAGCGGGCGAGGGAAAAGCUGAUGUUCUCAGCACUAUAAUUGAUAACCCAGAAGUGGGCUUGCCUGCUUCUCGCGUCAGACCAUCGCACCCAGGCCAGGUGUGCUGGUAUGUCGACAACGCUGCCUCAGCCAAGGUCAAGUACCAGAGGUCGGAGUUCAAGCUAUGA
Molecule: messenger RNA, 783 nt
Organism: Suillus bovinus
Lineage: Eukaryota; Fungi; Basidiomycota; Agaricomycetes; Boletales; Suillaceae
Exons: 2
Coding region: 1-783 (260 amino acids)
Biological process (GO): pentose-phosphate shunt; carbohydrate metabolic process
Molecular function (GO): 6-phosphogluconolactonase activity
Source: RefSeq, a predicted model, not a curated record